Molecule: messenger RNA, 2370 nt
Organism: Cryphonectria parasitica EP155
Lineage: Eukaryota; Fungi; Ascomycota; Sordariomycetes; Diaporthales; Cryphonectriaceae
Product: family 3 glycoside hydrolase
Exons: 4
Coding region: 1-2271 (756 amino acids)
Biological process (GO): glucan catabolic process
Molecular function (GO): beta-glucosidase activity
Source: RefSeq, a predicted model, not a curated record
AUGACGGCCACUGUGCUGUACGGCCUUUUGGGGCUGCUCGCCAGCCAGGCGGUGGUGGCCCAGUCGGGUGUGAUCACGAACGACUCGUACUUCUAUGGAGAGUCACCACCCUUUUACCCGUCGCCCAAUGCUACAGGCACAGGAAACUGGGCGGCGGCGUACGAGAAGGCGAGGGCCUUGGUCGGGCAGAUGACACUUGAGGAGAAGGUCAACCUCACAGGUGGCAGCUCGGAGAGCGCCAACGGCUGCUCCGGCACCAUCACCUCCAUCCCACGGCUCAACUUCCCAGGCCUCUGUCUCUCAGACGCAGGCAACGGCCUCCGCUCAACAGACUACGUCACCUCGUGGGCGUCAGGAUGGUCCGUGGGCGCGUCCUUUAACCGGGACCUCGCGCACCAGCGCGCCGUGGGCAUGGCGGGCGAGUUCCGCAAGAAGGGCACCAACAUCGCGCUGGGCCCUGUGGUCGGGCCCCUGGGCCGAAUCGCAGAGAAUGGCCGCAACUGGGAAGGAUUUUCGAACGAUCCUUAUCUUUGUGGCGCGCUGGCGUAUGAGACGGUGCAGGGUAUGCAGAGCGUCGGGGUCAUUACGAGCUUGAAGCACUAUAUUGCUUAUGAGCAGGAGACGAACCGAGUCCCUGAGGGAGACGUGUCGAGUGUGAGCUCGAACCUGGACGAUAAGACUUUGCACGAGCUGUACCUCUGGCCCUUCCAAGACGCGGUCCAUGCAGGAUCAGGCAACAUCAUGUGCUCGUAUAACCGUAUCAACGGCUCCUGGGCCUGCCAGAACAGCUGGACUCUCAACAACAUCCUCAAGACGGAGCUCGGCUUCCAGGGUUUUGUGGUGUCGGACUGGACAGCGCAGCACUCGGGCGUGGCCAGCGCCAACGCGGGUCUCGACAUGACCAUGCCCGUUGGCUCCACGUAUUGGGGCGACAACCUGGUGGAGUCGGUCAACAAUGGUUCGGUCAGCGCCGCGAGGCUCGAUGAUAUGGUGACGAGGAUCGUGGCCGCGUGGUACCAGAUGGGACAGGACUCGGGCGACUAUCCCGCGCCCGGCGUCGGCAUUCCGCGCGACCUAACCGCACCGCACGAGAAGGUCAUCGGCUGGAAUGCGAGCUUCAAGAACGUGACCUACCAGGGCGCGCUCGAGGGCCACGUCCUGGUCAAGAACGUCAACAACACCCUGCCGCUCCAAUCGCCCCAGCUCAUCUCCCUGUACGGCUAUUCAGCCAAGACGCCCGACUCAUACUACCCUGGAAACGCGGGGUGGAACGGCGGCGCUUACCCGCUGGCCGCCAACGACACCUGGACCCCGGCCUAUAUCUCGUCGCCGUUCGAAGCGCUUAGCGUCCGCGCGCAAAAUGACCUGACGGGGCUGUAUUGGGAUUUCGAGAGUACCAACCCCGAGGUCGACGGCAGCUCUGAUGCCUGCAUCGUCGACGUCAACGCGUUCGCCUCGGAGGGCUGGGACAGGCCUAACCUGCAUGAUGACUACACCGACAGCAUCAUCCUCAACGUGGCCGCCAACUGUGCCAACACCAUCGUCAUCUUCCAGAACGCCGGCGCCAGGCUGGUGGACACCUUCAUUGACCACCCGAACGUGACGGCCCUGAUCUUUGCGCACGUGCCCGGCCAGGACAGCGGCAAGGCUCUCGUCUCGCUGCUGUACGGCGACGAGAACUUCAGCGGCAAGUUGCCGUACUCGCUGCCCAAGAACGAAAGCGACUACAGCGAUCUGGCGGGUCCCGCGCAGCCCGAGGGCGAGUUCGCGCUGUACCCCCAAGCGAACUUCACCGAGGGCGUGUACAUAGACUACCGGGCAUUUGAUGCUAAGAACAUCACGCCCAGGUACGAGUUUGGGUUCGGCCUGAGCUACACCACGUUCGCCUUCUCUGGGCUGAGCAUCGCCAAGGGGAACGCCUCCACGGCAUCGUAUCCGACGGGAGAAAUCCUGGAGGGCGGCCAGGUGGACCUGUGGGACGUCGUCGCCACCGUCAGCGCGACGGUGACCAACACUGGUUCGGUGGAUGGCGCCGAGGUCGCCCAACUGUAUGUGGGCAUUCCUGGCGGCCCAGUCAGACAGCUGCGCGGGUUCGAGAAGCCUGUCCUCGCCGCGGGAGCGAGUGCGAGUGUUUCUUUCCCGUUGACGAGGAAGGAUCUGAGCACAUGGGAUGUAGUGGCGCAGAAGUGGUUGUUGCAGGAGGGAGACUAUCCCUUGUAUGUGGGCAGCAGCAGUAGGGACCUGCCGCUGACGGGUACGCUCACGAUCUGAGGCCGGCGAUGAUGACCGACGGCAGCAUUGAUGCUCGAGCGUUUCAUUUAUAGUUAUAGCUAUGAGAUAUAAGCAACAUAAUCGAUCUAAUUGUGGCUC